AUGCCGGACCUUCCAACGCCGACGCCGAAGCCCGCGGCCGCCAAACCGUCUGUCACCGGGCCCAAACCCAAACCUCGCGCAGGGGUGGUGCGCAAAACCAAAGCGGAAAGAGAACAGUUCGCGAAAGAAGAGGCAGAGCGACAGAAGGCUCGGCUGGCAGAAGAAGCCAAAAAUGAGCGUGCGAGAGGAGGUGCAAGAGGAGGACGGGGCGGUGCUCGUGGAGGGAGGGGCGGGUCUUCUACUGGGCAGAGAGACGAAAGAGCUAGAGAUGGCCCCAUAAGCGUCGGUAGUGGUGUUUUCGGCGCAGGCAGCGGGUUGAAGCCUGGUGGCAGGCCCAGAGGCUUGCUUGCUGAAGGGUACAGUGAGAUGCUCGACGGACAGCCAGGAAUUAAGUUCGACGAGUCCCAAGCCGGAACCGUCGAGCUUGCAGGAUCUUCUGGCGGGGGAAGAGGAGCUGGGUCUCGAAGAACAGAGGCAUUCGAUAUUCCGUCGGAUGAAGAAGCUGAUGAGCCCAAGCGAGACAUCGAGAAGAUUUGUAUUUCCAGUGGAGAAGAGGACGAAGGCGCGGUCUCGAAAAAGGGAAAGGCAAAAGCUAUACGCCGUGCGCCGAGAACCGGUACAGGACUCCGACCUGUUCGUGCGCCUCGAAUUCGGAGAGAGGAUGAAGAAGACGCGAGUGCUUCAGGCAGGAGGCAGGGGUUGGUGAAGAAGAACGAGCCGGAUUUCCACGAGCCCGACGAAGACGAGAUGGAUGUGGACGAGCCGGUGGUUGUAAAAGAGCAGCUGUCAAGCCCUGAGCUGCGGAAACGGAGUCUGAGGAAGUCCAGCAACAAAGCCAGAGAGGCCAAGUUGGCAACCGAAACCAUCGAGGAGCGGGCUGAACGACUACGAGUUUCAGACGACACUCACAAGCUUCGGAAUCUGUUUGUCGCACAGCAGAUUAAACCCCAGGCAACGGCCGACGACUCUGAUGUGGAGGAAUCCGGCAUCGAAGAUGGCAAAUUCUUUCUCUUCCAACUGCCGCCCCUGACACCAUUUCUGCUUGACGCCGACGCUAUUGUCCAAGAGCCGGCCAUCAAAGCAGAGCCAACUAGCGACACAAUCGCAACGGUCCCACAGUCCUCGACAGUCACAGAGGCGAAUGCGUCCGGCGGUGUGGAAGUGAAAAAGGACCCUGACCUUGAUGGCGCUGGUACUAUUCCGAAACCGAUCCUUGAGAUGGACGGUCUCUUGACGGCGACCGAGCCCACUCGACUCCCGUCCGGGCUUGUAGGCAAACUGCGCCUCCAUCAAUCAGGCAAAGUCUCGCUCGACUGGGGAGGCACGGACAUGGAAGUGCGGUACGGGUCGGAGGUAGACUUUUUGCAGGACGUGGUUCUGGUGAAACCCGGCGUGAAGACGGAAGGACAGGGCGAAAACGAGAACGUGACCGCCACGGAUGGAGACAGGUCAGAUGCACACAAGGACAGAGCAGGCGCGGCGUAUGCGCUGGGCCACGUUAGGAAGAAAUUGGUCUUGAUCCCAGACUGGGCCAAACUUUACGAUUGA
Messenger RNA from Capronia epimyces CBS 606.96, 1548 nucleotides. RefSeq lists its product as uncharacterized. Gene Ontology annotation, biological process: transcription by RNA polymerase III. The record is from RefSeq and is a predicted model, not a curated record. The coding region runs from base 1 to 1548 and encodes 515 amino acids. Gene Ontology annotation, cellular component: RNA polymerase III complex. The transcript has a single exon. Gene Ontology annotation, molecular function: DNA binding. NCBI's taxonomy places the organism in Eukaryota, Fungi, Ascomycota, Eurotiomycetes, Chaetothyriales, Herpotrichiellaceae.